Messenger RNA from Grus americana (Whooping crane), 4845 nucleotides. Its product is annotated as dual specificity testis-specific protein kinase 2-like. NCBI's taxonomy places the organism in Eukaryota, Metazoa, Chordata, Aves, Gruiformes, Gruidae. Gene Ontology annotation, molecular function: ATP binding; protein serine/threonine kinase activity. The transcript has 9 exons. Gene Ontology annotation, biological process: actin cytoskeleton organization; protein phosphorylation. Gene Ontology annotation, cellular component: nucleus; cytoplasm. The record is from RefSeq and is a predicted model, not a curated record. The coding region runs from base 578 to 1534 and encodes 318 amino acids.
AUUAUGGUUGCACAGAGGAGAUACGUGUGGAGGCUGCGCUGGGAAGAACUGCCAGAAGCACCAGGAGAUGACAGAAGUUGGUCCACUGGUCAGAACCUCAUCUGCAUCUCCAGGGGAAGCAACACCAGUGCUUCUGCCUUGUCCUCCAGACAACCAGCAGACACCAACAUUCUGCACAGCUCAGCCCAAGGAGCAACUGUUUCCCCAGUUCUCACUGGGAUGACUUUGCACUUUGUGGAGCCAUGAGACUGAAUGUGAAACAGCAAGAGGAGACACAUGCCUUGGCCAGGACAUGGGAAGAAAGUGCCAGGCUGCUAGGCCCCAAAGUUUUCUGUUGUUGUUUUGGUUUUUUUUUUUUUGUGGGUUUGUUUUUUUUUUUAAAAACACAGUAGAGUCGUUCCAAUUGCACUGUGUCUAUGAGAAGAAGCCAUGGAGUUAUGCACGGGGGGCAGAGCACUGGUUUGGGAACCAAGACCUGCUUUUCUUCAUAAGCCUGCCAGAUGACGAAGAAGGCUACAUCCUUUUUCUUGGGAAAAACAUUACUCAUCCUGAAAUGGCACUUUAAGCUGGUGCCCCCAUGAUGUGCGAGGCAGGGCUGAUCACAACGGAGCCUUCUGGCCCCAUGCAGUACUACGGUGAGUCGUCCGACACCUACUAUCACGUGGACCGCUGGCAGAGGCUGCGCACAGCUGUCAGGAAGCUGGAGUUCUGGGAAAACUUCAACACCGAGCUGAUAGGCAGCGGCUUCUUCUCCAAGGUCUACAAGGUGACCCAGGCUGCUACUUGUAAAGUGAUGGUGGUGAAGAUCUACAAGAACGACGUGGACCAAGAGGUGAUUGUGCGUGAGAUCAGCCUGCUGCAGAAGCUGUCCCAUCCCAACAUUGUCAGGUACCUUGGGAUAUGCGUGAAGGAUGACAAGCUGUACCCCAUUCUGGAGUACGUGAAUGGGGGUUGCCUGGAGGAGCUCCUGGCCAGCAAAGACAUUGCUUUGACGUGGAAGGAAAAAGUGGACUUAGCUUCUGACAUCACCAGAGGCAUGAUCUACCUGCACUCCAAGAACAUCUACCACCGAGAUCUCAACUCCAAGAACUGCCUCAUUCGAGUAACGCCACGAGGCCGUGAGGCGCUGGUGACUGACUUCGGGCUGGCCAGGGAGGUGGUGGAGCUGCCUGUGAAGGAUGUGGAGAGGAAGCUGUCUCUGGUGGGCUCUGCUUUCUGGAUGGCUCCUGAGAUGCUGCGGGGAGAGCCCUAUGACCGGAAGGUGGAUGUGUUUUCCUUCGGCAUUGUCCUCUGUGAAAUCCUGGGCAGGAUCCCAGCUGACCCUGAAGUGCUUCCCAGGACUCAGGAUUAUGGCUUGGAUGUUGCUGCCUUCCAAGGGAUGAUCAGUGAAUGCCCCAAGCGGGUGAUGGACCUCGCUGCUGGCUGCUGUCGGGUUGAAGCAUUUAAGAGACCGUCUUUCUCUGAGAUCCUGGAUGAGUUGGACGAUGUCGCAGAGAGCCUGGAGCCUAGGAGGGACAAUCAGCUUUCAGGCUGAGCUGCCUGCUCCCUCUGAGGCUUGGCAGAGAAUCACCCAAGCUGUAAAUUAAGUGUCUGGGGGUUCAGGAGUGAAGAAGGAAGGUGGGGAAGGGAAGAGCUAAGUGAUGUGCUGCUGUUUAUUUAAUCAUAGUCUCAGUCUGUAAUUUCUUGGAUGGAGAACACAGCUGAAAAUGGAGAAGGGUAUAUUUUUCCUAGCUAAGGUUUUUAACAGAUGUAAUUGGGACACCCAGCAGCCUUUGUCUGCUUGUUAAAAGCAAAUGAUGCUGGAGGGAUGGGACCUGAAUUCCCUUGAGGAUGCUUUCCAAAUGCCCGACAGAAACAUCAUUCUCUCCUGCUUCCCCGUGCCCCCCACACCCAGGGCCUUCCCCUUCUCUAUCCCCAUGACCCUGGGGAAUCGCCGCUUGGGGGGCUGGAGUCUGUGCAGUGUGAAGGAGAGGGGUUUUGGGGUGCUUGGUGAGCCUCGGGAUCGCCUUAUAUUUCAAAGCCUUAAAGCACCCGCUCGGCAGCCUUGCAGGAACAGAUCUGCCCUGUACGGUCUCUGGCUGGGUCUCCCAGCAUCGUGCGCAGGGUGCACCCAGGCAUGGAGGCAUCGGGCAAGGUUUUGGAGAGUCAGCCGGGGCCACCCACAGGGUGCUGACCUGCACCAGCCGAGGCGGUGGGGACGGUGUGCCUUACUGAGGUACAGACUAACCGACUAAUAUCUCCUCCCAGAAAAGCUUUGUCACACACAUGUCCCAGAAUCACAGCAGUCUGGAUUUCUCCCCGCCACCCUUGACUGGGGCUCAAAGAUGGAGGGGUCUGCCUCCCCGCUUCUCGUCCUGCUGCAAACACGGUGACAAGCACAAUGCCAACAGCUUGGGAGGCCGAAAUGGGGGAGAACUGGGUCCAGCAUCAUCCAGCAUCUCACCCAUUUCUCUCGCCCAGCACCCAUCACCUCCUUGGCCACGCGAGACACCCUUGCGGGCUCCCGGGCUCAGGCAGCCAGGAAGGGACUUUGUUUUGAUACUGUGUUUUCUUCUGUGGGCCAGAGGAGGGUGCUGGAGCUGCACAUCCAAACCAGAGGUGGAAAGAAUAAUGGCUAGAAGUGGUCUGGCAUUGCAAAUUAAGAGAAAUGGGUGAGCAGUUGAGUCCCUGCCCUCAGGUCAGAUGAGUGCUGGGCCGUUGGUCUGAAAGACAUGUUCUGCUGGGCCCCAAAUGAUUUUGGGUGUAAAUAGGUGUCAUGUCCGUAUAGUGGUGGAGCUGUGGCUCUCUUCCUGUAGACUGUAAGCUCUUGAAGCAAGGAGCAUUCAUCUGUCCACCAAAAGGUAUUUGUACAGUGGGCCUUCAACCUACAGCUUGAAGGCUGUUCUCCCACCCAAUGGUAGAGCUACCUGGGGUCUCAUCUUGAGCUCUUGGAGUCUAUAUAUGACUCAUCUGGUGUCAUAUAUAGCCCAACAUCUCUGUGCCAUGGUGCCUGCACAAGAAAGUGUCAGUGGUGUGCUGGGACAGAGACAUAGUGGAGGAAUAUGAUGCAUUUUCACCAGGGAUCAUAAGGAAUCAGGAGUUGGCAUGAAAUGCACUGAAUGACACUAGAGUCACCAGCUCAGCCACAUCUCCAGGCCGCAUCUGCAGCUCCUCCUUCCCCAAAGGUGCUGUUGUGCUUUUGUGGGAUACUGACUUAUUUGCACAAGAAACCUCCUGCUCAACAGCAAACAGCCCAGCAAAUACCUUCAUCCCAGCUGGAUACUGCCAGCAGGGGGAAGCAAAGCCUUGAGAAGUAGAAGACUGAAAAUAAGGGAAGCUUUUCAAUCUGGAUGAGGCAGAGUGGCCACUUUUUGACUUGCACUGGUUUGAAAUGGACUGCAACAGCAGUGCAAACAGCACUGAUAUAUGUGUUUGUCUUCAGUGAGAGCCAGUUACCACCAGCAUCACAGCAAUAUGUUUGAUGAAAAUCACAGGGUGUAUAUUUGGCUACCAGGAAAAGGACCCAAGGAGCUAACUGCAGCCUCCCAAGGCUUCCCAGGCUCCCCUGGGCUCAUCUUCCAUAGAGGAAUAGGCUUGAGAAUGAGGAGUCCAACAGUAUGUCCUAACACUCAAAGUAUUAGGGAUACAAAGCCUCUACCAAAGACCACUAUGGAUGAAGGAUAGCUGUCUGCCUCGGCUCAGUCCCUGGCUAGAUGCUUUGCUUUCAUAAAGUCUUUCUCCAGCCUUCCCCAUACUGCCUGGUCUGCCAAGCUGCAGUCUGUUCUUCCUCUGCCCCUCCCUCACAAGAGUAGACUAAAGGAAGAUCCCUCAACAUACCAAUCCCUCAAAUAGCCUGUUAUGGGGUGAAGGUGUCUUGUUCCAGGGGCACUUCCUUACAGGGCUGUUCCACUGCUGGCAUCCCCUUCCCAGGACCAGCAAGGCUUGGUGCUGGCGGUGCCCUACCACAAACUGGGCUGAUCCUUCCUCCAGCUGUACAUCUGACUCUGGUCCUGCUGAGAAACAACCGUGGAGCUGGGACACAGUAGAGAAGGCAUGUGGAGUUGUGUAAACCUUGAUGAUGCUGCGGUAUGUAGGAAGAUCUUUUGGGUUUAUUUAUCUGCGUGGGGGUAAGAAACCUGCUCAAGGAUUAAAUGGAUCCGGGGUGGAGGGAUAUUUUCUGCACAGAGGAUAGCCAGCAUGGUCUGAGCUGCGAUGGAUCAGAACUGUGUUUCUUCUGGACUUGCCAUGUGCCCCAUCCAUUGUCAUGGUGAGUCCAUAUGCUGGCUCUCAGGCAACCAAAGGAUAUUGGGUCCCUGCUAGAAGGGCCUUUGGUGCCUGCUGCAGGGGCAGGUGGGACCAAGACUGUCUGCAGGCACCAUGUGGACUAGAAAAGCCAAUGUUGGGAAUCUGCAGAGAACAGAGGUAGUCUGGGAAUUUGGUGCACCUCGUGGACCAAGAGUAUCUCUUCACUGGUCAGAGCUGGAGGGAGAGGUGAGCAUGACUGCUGAGAUGCCCUCUGGGUAUGAGGCCCUGUGCUGGGAGUGCAGGGCCUGGCUUUUUCACGCCAGUCUGACACAAAGUCCAGGUCAGUGGUUGAAUUUCAUGUCCUGGCACUGAACCAAAGCAACUGCAAUGGUGGGUGGAGGGUCUGGGCAGUGCAGCAGGCUCGCCCUUGGUGGACCUGACCAGCAGCUGCCUUCUCUGCCUCUCCUCCCUCUGUUGGCCACUUGCUCCACCCGUGCUGACGGCGUGGACCCGGCUGUGCUGCACCUCACGGGCCUUGCAUUCCCACAUCCUCCAUUGUGUCUUUGUUUGUUUUUAUAAAUGCCAUUUGGGAAUAAAGUCUAGUGGCUCUUUUCCACAUCA